Amphiprion ocellaris (clown anemonefish) is the source of this 1917-nucleotide messenger RNA. It is a transcript of the gene isl1a, whose product is annotated as ISL LIM homeobox 1a. Bases 182 to 1228 code for a protein of 348 amino acids. Gene Ontology annotation, biological process: neuron fate specification; positive regulation of transcription by RNA polymerase II; axonogenesis. Gene Ontology annotation, cellular component: nucleus. The record is from RefSeq and is a predicted model, not a curated record. The transcript is spliced from 6 exons. NCBI's taxonomy places the organism in Eukaryota, Metazoa, Chordata, Actinopteri, Pomacentridae. Gene Ontology annotation, molecular function: cis-regulatory region sequence-specific DNA binding; DNA-binding transcription factor activity, RNA polymerase II-specific.
CAGAGCUCCACACACACCAGCGACUAACGCACACACACACACACACACACACACACACUCCCUCUCCAAGCCGGACAGCACAGCCCCUGGCCCGGCAGCACGGCAGCGGAGGACACAUCCAGGCUUCCAGAAACAGCAGCCCGCUGUGACAGUGGACCUAACGUCGCCUUACUUUGUGGACAUGGGAGACAUGGGAGAUCCGCCGAAAAAGAAGCGGCUUGUCUCUCUAUGCGUGGGUUGCGGGAACCAGAUCCACGACCAGUACAUCUUGCGGGUCUCCCCUGACCUGGAAUGGCACGCCGCCUGUCUCAAAUGUGCCGAAUGCAGCCAGUACCUGGACGAGUCCUGCACGUGCUUCGUGAGGGACGGAAAGACUUACUGUAAACGGGACUACAUCAGGUUAUACGGGAUUAAAUGUGCUAAAUGCAACAUCGGUUUCAGCAAGAACGACUUUGUGAUGCGAGCCCGUUCCAAGGUCUACCACAUCGAGUGUUUCCGAUGCGUGGCCUGCAGCCGGCAGCUCAUCCCGGGCGACGAGUUCGCUCUGCGGGAAGAUGGGCUCUUCUGCCGAGCCGAUCAUGAUGUGGUGGAACGGGCCAGCCUGGGCCCCGGAGACCCGCUCAGCCCGCUGCACCCCGCCAGACCGCUCCAGAUGGCAGAACCAAUCUCGGCCCGGCAACCUGCCCUGCGGCCUCAUGUUCACAAACAGCCGGAGAAGACCACCCGGGUCCGAACGGUGCUAAAUGAGAAACAACUGCAUACGUUGCGGACUUGCUACAACGCCAACCCGAGGCCCGAUGCCCUCAUGAAGGAGCAGCUGGUGGAGAUGACCGGCCUCAGCCCGAGAGUGAUCCGGGUUUGGUUCCAGAACAAGCGGUGCAAGGACAAAAAGAGAAGCCUGCUUAUGAAGCAGCUGCAACAGCAGCAGCCCAACGACAAGACGAACAUCCAAGGAAUGACGGGAACCCCAAUGGUGGCUGCCAGUCCGGAGAGGCACGACGGCGGCAUCCAGGCCAACCCGGUGGAGGUGCAGAGCUACCAGCCGCCCUGGAAGGUCCUCAGCGACUUCGCUCUGCAGAGCGACAUUGACCAGCCGGCCUUUCAGCAACUGGUCAGCUUCUCGGAGGGAGGACCGGGUUCGAACUCGACAGGCAGCGAGGUAGCGUCCAUGUCGUCUCAGCUUCCAGACACGCCGAACAGCAUGGUAUCCAGUCCCAUCGAGGCCUGAGCAGACGCCGCAUGGACGGACUGAACUGAACACACAGCCCUGUUCAUCCCAUUCCUCCCGACUGCACCAAACAACCCCCUGGUUGUAUUUUGACACUGUGAAGACAAUCAUGGGAUUUUACCACAGCCACCCUUUCUCGUUUCUAUCCAGAAGAGAUGGGCGGAUGCGUCAUCCUGGCCUCUGCUGCCCGGUCACAAGCCUGCUUACAGUUGCCAAAAAGAAAAGACAUCAACCAUCGAUAAAUGGGACCUCUGUAGGAGAGAAAUCUAAAUUCUGUAUUUGCGAAAUACUGCGCUCUACUUUGAAUAAAGAAACAACGACUGAUGAUUUUUUUUAAAAAUUCGAUUCAUGCACUUCAUCAUAUAAUAGACCAUUUGAAGGGAAACAGCACUGCUUUUCUUUAUCUCAUAUGAUUUCCUUCAUGACCCAAAUACUAAAGCAUUUGCAACAAGGUAUACCUCUAUUUUGCCACAAGCUUCGUGGGACAUUUGUGUGAGUUAGUGUCCGUUCAAGAAUAUUUUUUUCUCUCCCAAAGAUGUGUAAAUUAAUAAUAAGUUAAAAAUACGUUAGCUCUGGAAGAAAAUGUUUUGUUCAUUCCCGUGCAACAAAAAUAUUUAUUAUUUAUUGUCGACAAACUUGCCACCUUUUUGUGUAACUUUCUUAACUGAAGUAAAAAGAAAGAAAAAGAA